GGCGGGAGCCCGGGCGGGGCGGGGCGCGGCGGCGGCGCGGGAGCGCUCACCGGAGACAAAGGCAGCGCCGGGAGGCGGCGGCGGCGCCGCGCACCGGGCGCGCACCGGGCCCCCAUCUACCCGCCGCCGCCGCCCUAUGGAGCCGCCGCCCGUCGCCUGAGCCACGUGCGCCGCCGCCGGGCCCCCUCCCCGGCGGCCCCCUCCCAGAGAUGGGCAGCGGGACCCCAUCGGCCCUGUUCCCCUGCCGCCCACCCCACCAGCCCCCUGCCUGGCCGCCCGUCCAGCGUACCCAGGCCUGACCCACCCGUUCCAGCCCCCCCGGCUCCAUGGCGAGGAUGGACCCCUGACGGCGGGCACCCACGGGCCGGAGGAGACGCCGCCAGGCACGGCCCAGGGAGAUGCCCUCGGCGGCCCUGACAGCGUCGGGUCCUGCCCUGGCCCUGCUGCCGCCCUGAGCAUCCCAUCCCCCACCCCGAGGGCAGGGAGAGGCAGGGGCCUCCCCCUGGGACCAGCAGCCAAGAUGGUGAUGUCCCAGGGCACCUACACCUUCCUCACCUGCUUCGCGGGCUUCUGGCUCAUCUGGGGGCUCAUCGUGCUGCUGUGCUGCUUCUGCAGCUACCUGAGGCGGCGGGUGAAGCGGCAGCAGGAGGAGCGGCUGCGGGAGCAGAGCCUGCGUGCGCUGGAGCUGGAGCCGCUGCACUACGAGGGUUACGGGGGCAGCCCCCCCGGCAUCGCCAUCCCCCACCGCCUCCGCCACGAUCCCCACCAUCAUCACCCCCACCACAUCCCGCCCCCCCGGCCCUGGAGCUGUCGGCAUGAAUCGGACCUGUCGAAGCCGCCGUGCUACGAGGAGGCACUGCUGAUGGCAGAGCCCCCCCCCCCAUACAGCGAGGUGCUGAUGGACACGCGGGGGCUCUACCGCAAAAUCAACACCCCCUUCCUGAGCCACGAGCGGCUGGAGAAGCAGGAGCAGCCCCCCAGCUACAAACCCCUUUUCCUGGAUGCUGGCUAUGGUUCAGCACUGCACCUGCCCCGCUCGGCCAGCCCUGGCCCUGCCUGCCCGGACAUCUACCUGCAGGCAGAGUGCUCCCCUCGCAUGUUUCCCAGCUGGACGGACUCGGAGCUCAGCAGCAGGGACACCUACGAGCCGGGACCCUGGCACCUCCCAGUCUCCAUGCCCCUCUUUGGCAGGACUACCGCUGUCUAACGGUGGCCCCGGGGGACCCCUGGACCUUGCUGUGGGUACCUCUCCAGCACCAGGGGCAGGGGGGGUGGUUUCAGUUGCCCAUGUCACCCCGGGGACACCCGCCCCAGAGUGGGCCAUUGCUGCCAGCGUGGAAGGGGCUGGUUCCCCAUCUGGCCCCCGCUGGCCCCCCCAUGGCCGGGGGCACUGGGGACCUGGACUCUGCUCUGUUUCUUAAUUUUUUUGUUUGUUACAGUUUGAGAAUAAAAGUUUGUGGCUCGG
Phalacrocorax carbo (great cormorant) is the source of this 1465-nucleotide messenger RNA. The record is from RefSeq and is a predicted model, not a curated record. NCBI's taxonomy places the organism in Eukaryota, Metazoa, Chordata, Aves, Suliformes, Phalacrocoracidae.